Hibiscus syriacus is the source of this 646-nucleotide messenger RNA. Its product is annotated as small nuclear ribonucleoprotein SmD1a-like. The transcript is spliced from 4 exons. Bases 62 to 406 code for a protein of 114 amino acids. Gene Ontology annotation, molecular function: RNA binding. Gene Ontology annotation, biological process: spliceosomal snRNP assembly; RNA processing. NCBI's taxonomy places the organism in Eukaryota, Viridiplantae, Streptophyta, Magnoliopsida, Malvales, Malvaceae. The record is from RefSeq and is a predicted model, not a curated record. Gene Ontology annotation, cellular component: pICln-Sm protein complex; commitment complex; U5 snRNP.
CUUACUCGCACAGUUCCAUAGCCUCUCUCGCCUUUGCCUCAAGCCCUAACUCUCCCCUAACAUGAAGCUCGUCAGGUUUUUGAUGAAGUUGAACAAUGAAACGGUUUCGAUUGAGCUCAAGAAUGGAACCGUUGUUCACGGCACCAUUACAGGUGUGGAUGUCAGUAUGAACACCCAUCUGAAAACAGUGAAACUUACACUGAAGGGGAAAAACCCAGUGAGUUUAGAUCACCUUAGCGUGAGGGGUAACAACAUUCGCUACUAUAUUCUACCUGACAGCUUAAAUCUUGAGACAUUGCUGGUUGAAGAGACACCUAGGGUGAAACCCAAGAAGCCGACAGCUGGGAAGCCUUUGGGACGUGGUCGUGGUCGUGGCCGUGGACGGGGACGCGGUCGAGGCCGUUAACUUUGUUCCUUUGCUUCCAAAUAUUUGUGUCAGUCUGAUGUGUAGACAGCUUUGUUCUAGGAUUGAUUUUACCGUCUUGUAUGAUUAAUGGCCUGGGUUUGGAUUGUUUAAUCAUGAAUCCUGAGGUUCCCGAUAUCGCAUGCUGUAGGUGAGCAUGUAGUCUAUUUCUUUUCCCAUCUGUUGCUUUUAGAACGAGAGGCGGUAAAAAAUAGGAAGCGAUCUUGCAAUCUUGGACUGUGA